This is a messenger RNA of Dermacentor andersoni, 2565 nucleotides long. RefSeq lists its product as uncharacterized. The record is from RefSeq and is a predicted model, not a curated record. NCBI's taxonomy places the organism in Eukaryota, Metazoa, Arthropoda, Arachnida, Ixodida, Ixodidae.
UCUGCGUGCGUGCCGUCGUAAUCUGCUUCGAUCGACCCUGCAUUUCUUUGUUGAUGCGUCUGUGUGUAUGUAGAGUGGUAAUCAACGUGCGCAGCAUAAACUGAUGUGGUGGGCCGAUCAUGCCGUCUUUCUGUGCAGCCUACGGUUGCACGAACACCAGCGGCCGCGACGAUGUUGUCUUCCAUUGCUUCCCACAAGACAAGAAGCUUUUAAGGAAGUGGGAGGCUGCUGUGAAGCGAAAGAAUUUCAAGCCCUCAAGAACCACACUGCUGUGCUCCAACCACUUCCGUGACGACGAUUAUCACGAGAAUUUGUCAUUAAAACGUGCGUUGGGUUUGCCAGUCAAGUCGGCUCGUCUAAGGCCCGGCGCAGUGCCGUCAGUGUUCGCGUACACAAGGAGCUCGUCACCGCUGUCAAGGCCAGCUUUCGCGAAAAGAAGGAAGCUUGAGGUUCUCAAUGAACUGCUGGGAAACACGGCUUGCACUGAAGACUGCGCACCAAGUGACUGCGCACCAGGUGACUGCGCACCAGGUGACUGCGCACCAGGUGACUGCACACCAGGUGACUGCACACCAGAUGACAGUGAAGAUCAAGAAUUCAUGGCAGUUGACAUCACAGAUCAUGACUGCGCUACAAGAAACUUGCCACUUGCAGACGGUGCCCAAGAACCAGCACUGAUCUCCCAUAAAGGUGACGACAAGUGCUUUCAAGUCAUUAUGCGUCCUGAAAACUGCUCUAAGGCAUCACAAGUGAACAUGAAAAAAAAAGGCAAAUCAAAGGAAGCACAGACAAAGUCUUGUAGUGUUUCUAUAGGUGUUCAGGUUGGUGCCUCGAUGGUUAGUGCGGCCACCCAGGUACAGUUGGGCACUACAGUGUGUGAAGCAAGCUCCGAGGACAGUGAUAGCGAGGAACUCAGUGACAAUGGCGACUCAUUCAGCCGUGAUGACGACUACUGCCCCUUGAGUGACUGGAAAGAGGGAUGACUACAGUCUGCAAGUCGGGCCACACGAUUUCUUGGCAAAAUCAAAAUUGCAUUCAGCAGUUGCCUGUGCUCAACCUGCGGCUUUCUGCAGCCAUACUAUUUUCUGGGUGCAACCCAACUGCUACCCUCCGGAUGCUUUCGCUAGUUGGGGUACAAGUAUUCGGAGAGAGGACAUUUUUCAACAUUCAGCGUUCUCACCUCUGGCCUGCCAUUGGGAAGGUGUGGAAAAACGAACAGCAACUGUUGCUUGCGGAUAUAGGGGAGCAAAAAGUGAGACUUGCAGGCGAUGGGCGAGCCGAUUCGCCUGAAUUUAGCGCAAAGUUCGGAACAUACUCCUUUCUGGAUCUUCAGCGCAACAAAAUACUGCAUUUUGAACUUGUGCAGUCUAAUGAAGUAGGCGGAAGCUGCUAUAUGGAGCUGGAAGGCCUGAAACGUAGCCUUAGCUUCCUCCAGGAUCACCGCAUUGAUGUAACGUCUAUUGUUACCGACCGGCAUGCCCAGAUAAAGUGUUUUCUUCGGAAGGAGAGGUCCGACAUCACGCAUGAAUUCGAUGGCUGGCAUGUCGUUAAAGGUGUUCACAAAAAGUUGCUUGCUGUGGCUAAGAGAAAUGACUCCAAAGAGCUCAAGGAGUGGACGCAAGCUGUUGGCAACCACCUCUAUUGGUCGGCUGCCUCAAGUGAGGGCCACAAGGAGCUCAUUGUUCCGAAGUGGAAAUCACUGCUAAAUCAUGUCAGAGACAUUCACAGCCAUGAGGAUGCACUGUUUUUAUCCUGUCUCCAUGGAGACAUUGAACCGCGGAAUUGGCUUAGCACAGAGUCGAAGGCUUUCCAGAAGCUGAAGGAAGUAGCGACUUCCAAGGCCCUCCUGAGAGAUUUGCCGCAACUAGCAACGAAGUUCCAGACCUAUGGUUUAGAAGCUUUCCAUAGCGUGCUGCUGCAUUUUGCGCCCAAGUUGUGCCAGUACUCCUUUGAAGGAAUGGUGGCAAGGACUCGGUUAGCAGCCAUGCACUACAAUGAGAACAGUGAGAGAAGGCAGGCAUGUACACAGGAUGGCACUUCUAGGUGGAUUGUGAAAUACCCGAAAGCCACAGGAGGCAAUGCGGUUGCCUGUUUUGUAAAGGAGCAACCCACACAUGGCUAUGUGAAGAGACUACUGGAAGUGGUUAUGCUGGACGCUGUGACAGUGUUACGGACGAGAAGGACCACAAAUGCGAAGAUUCCGCCACCUCUCAGCAGCCGCUUUCCUAAAGCAUCAAAGGAAGAGCUUGUAAACAGGCGGAGAACAAGAUUCAACAAGCAGUUAGAUAUUAUGGUCUUGUAGCAAAAUGUAAUGAGAAUGCCAACAAUAUGAAAAGCUGGUUUGCUCCCAACACAAGCCAUUGUAGACUCAUGACACAGUGCAUGACAAACUACCUUUGUGACAGCUUCACGACAUCCAUGUAAAUAACUUUAUAAAUAUGUGUUUGUGUAUGCUAGGGUUGGCUGUUUUUCUAUUUUACAUGUGUGGCAACCAGAUAAAAUGACACUGAAUAAAAUAUAUAUGUGCUUCCAACUUCACUUUUCAUUGUGCCAGAAACAUUUACU